AUGAGUAGCAUCCUUGCAAAAUUAUUGUUUUCAUCUUUGUGCAUGCUCUUUGUGCUCAAAACACAGUCUUUAGUAUUUGCAGAUCAAAGACUUGCUAUAGUCUAUCCAGUGAUCCAAAACUUCAAAUCCUUGAUCACUUCAGAUCCAUUAGGUGUUACAAAAUCAUGGAUAGGUUCUGAUAUAUGCAACUACAAAGGCUUCUACUGUGAUAAUCCACCAGAUAACAACUCAGCUAUUGCUUUAGCUUCUAUAGAUUUCAAUGGCUUUCAUCUCAGUGCUUCAACACUUGAUGGUUUUAUCGAUAAACUUCCUGAUAUUGCUCUUUUUCAUGCAAAUUCUAAUAAUUUCAUUGGCACAAUCACUUCUCAAAUCACCAAACUUCCUUAUCUUUAUGAGCUUGAUUUAAGCAAUAACCAAUUUUCAGGUCCUUUUCCUAUAGCUGUUCUUGGUAUGAACACUUUAACAUUCUUGGAUAUAAGGUUCAAUUUCUUCUCUGGUGGAGUUCCACAACAGAUCUUCACACAAAACCUUGAGAUUCUUUUCAUCAAUGACAAUCUUCUCACACAAAAGUUACCUGAAAACUUAGCUACAAGUUCAAUAUUCUUACUCACUUUGGCUAACAACAAAUUCGUGGGUCCGAUACCAAGGAAUCUUCCGAAGGCUUUGUCGAGUUUAACAGAAGUUGUUUUACUAAACAAUGAAUUAACAGGCUGUUUGCCUCAUGAGAUAGGUUAUUUUCAAGAGGCUGUAGUUUUUGAUGUUGGAAACAAUCAACUUACUGGUCCUUUGCCGUUUUCUCUAAGCUGUCUCGAGAAAGUUGAGGUUGUUAAUUUGGCUGGUAACAUGUUUUAUGGAAUUGUUCCAGAAAUUGUGUGUGCAGGUUUGGUGAACUUGGUGAAUUUUUCGUUGUCUGAUAACUAUUUUACUCAUGUGGGACCUUUUUGUAGGAUGUUGAUUCAAAGAGGUGUUCUUGAUGUUGGGAGGAAUUGUAUUCAUGAUCUUCCUUUUCAAAGAUCAGUGAUUGAGUGUGCUGAAUUCUUUGCAAAACCAAAGAUUUGUCCAUUUAUGUGGUUUCAUAGUUUUUUUCCUUGUAAGUUUCCAUUUCAAAAGUCUCAAGUUUCUUCUGUUCCUUAG
Molecule: messenger RNA, 1134 nt
Organism: Lathyrus sativus (Indian pea)
Lineage: Eukaryota; Viridiplantae; Streptophyta; Magnoliopsida; Fabales; Fabaceae
Source: the annotation of a GenBank genome assembly